AUGGAAGGUUACCUGGAUUUUAAAGAGUCUUCAAAGGUGAGAGGCCGAUGCAAGAACUAAAUUCACACCUUCUACACAGAUUUGUAAUUAUGUAAACCUGUGAAAAGUAUCGGAGAGGCAAGCACUGAAUUAUAAAUUGCUUUCUAUUUUUGAUACUUGACUGUUUCUCAGAUCUGAACGCAAAACAGCUCGUUACUUUGUUGCAUACAAGAGUCAGUAAACAGUUAAUAUUUUAGUUAGUGAACUCCGAUACUGCGCGGGCAUUUAAACAAGUGUGUUUGAUUUGAAGAGCAGCCAAUGAUUACAACGCAAGUUUCAACUUAUUAUUGUAGCCGGUUUAUAAAUAGAGUCAUUUGCUUCGAUGUUAACGAGAGUUGGUAAAGGCUUGUAGUAUUUUUUCCAUAAGGUCUUUGCGAAUUUCAUUUAAACUGACAUGUUAUUUUAUGAGGACAAGACAGGAAAUUCUCGCCAGCUUGAAUCGAACAACACUUCAGGAAACACGCCAGUCAUUUGGCGCUGUAACGUAUCCGACAGCGCUCCUUCUUGUGAAAUAAACCCGCGAUAACUUUUUGCCAGAACCUCGGAACUAUUGGCUUUAUUUUAUUUUUACUAUUUUACCACAAACACGUUUCAGUUCGAAGUGCACGAUAUACCUCGUUCCGACGACGGAGAAGUGAAUCUGAUCGUUUGAGGUCGCAGCUUUGGCAUAUUUUAGGGUAUCUAGCUAAUACCGCAAAGCUGAGCUCCAUGUGUCAGGUUGUUUCAGGUGCUAAGCCGUGCCAAAUGACGUGACUAUCUAUUAAGAUUUAUAAAUAUAUAUUUUUUCCAAAAAUCAUGUUUCUUUUCAGGAACUUCAGCUGAUGAUACGAAAAAGAGUACAUAUACCUGACUAUUUGAAUUUCAUUUUAUAUUGACCUCUCUGCACCCUCGAACAUUUAUUUUUGCGGUCACAGAUCGAUGUAUUAGAACUAUUUUGCAUAUGUAAUUUUAUAUGUUUGAUUGUCGGCUCAGAUGCGAAAAUAGGCGAACGUAGUUAUGGAUGCCUAGCUUUGAAAGGCAACUUAGGAACAAAGACAGAAUUUGGACUGAAAGAAGAAAAUGUGACAAAAGUUACGCCAUUUGUUCAGUGAACCAAAAAAUCCGAUGCAAAAAAGGGCGAACUCAAUUUAUUAUUACGUCAUUGGUCCUCACAUCCUCCCCCGCAAAUGUGACAUCGUAGACAGGGUUUUAGCGGAAGAAAAGAGCGAGCGACGCAAAUUAAGUUGUAGGUCAUCAGCACGAGUAUAUUUGUGCUGAGUAAAUAUCGUCGUAAACAUCAAAAUUUACGUGGGAAUCGUUCACUAAGUACAAAAGACUUAAGCGAGGUAAGAGAACGUGAUUUAUCAAUUUGCUGUGUUCAGAUUGUGCGGGCAUACCGACGUGAACUUCACUUCAAUUGUGGAUUACCGCGCGUCUUAGCUGGUAAUGAAUUUCGGUUAUGCAGAGAGUUUCUUCAUUGAAUGCAAUAUACCAAAUGCGUCAAAAUUCAUUUUUCCCGUUUUCGCAUGAGGUAAUCACAAAUAAGGUUAAUUCGUACCCUUGUAGGAUGCAUUAGAAGUGCGAUGAAUUUCGCGUGUUUCGUCGUCCAAAUAUCGUUCACGACCACUUCCUCUCAUUCGGAUGAAGGCAAUCUAUACAGCAACACGACUCGACUUCAGGUUUUAGGCGAAAUUUCUGGCGAGCAUUUGAUUUUUUAUUGGUCUUAAAUAAAAACCAUCGUUAUUGGUUGUCGAUAAAAGCUGCUCUUUUUUAUAUUUGGCACUGAGCGAGGUAGCGCGAUCAGCUGCAUCGCCGACCUUCCGUUGAUUUUUAGUGGAAGUUUAAUAUCAUUAGUUUUCUCUAAGUGUACCGCAUCGAAUUGCAAACCAUUAUCCUAAUGCUGAAGUAACCUUAGAAGCUACGGCUAAAUUAUCUUCCUUUUGGAACUAAAUUCCUUUAAAAUAAUGAUUUCAAUGCAAUUAGCAGGACAGUCAACAAAGAUAAGAAGGGGUGUGCGUUUGUCACGUUUGUGCACUUAACUUAUUACGCUUCGACGACAUUUGACUUCAGAAAGAUAAUUUGUGAGUAAUUCAACGAUUUGCUGUGUUUACAUUAAGAUAUCAAGCUAAUAAUAUCAAAAACCUAAAAUCGAGACAGCAAAGUUUAUUUAAAGUUUAUGAAAUUGAUGAUUACAAAACAAUUGAGCACACUUCGGUUCUUUGCACUGCAUUCAAAACAUUUUGUGAACUCUGCAUUUCAAGUACGUGUUUUUUUUUUUAAGACAAAAAGUGAUUACCUCCUAGAAAGAAGGCAGAAUCCGGCGAUCUAAAAUUUUCCAAUUUACCAUAUUCACUCAAAAUACUUUGAUCAAGGAAAAAUUUUAAAAUAAUAAGAAUUCUCAACUCAACAGAAGGCUAGAGGAAUGCUGUAAUUUACAUGCAAGAUAUAGGACAGAUAAUUGAGAUAGUUGCUGACCUAAGGAAGCUCCAUUCUGCUUCUCCCUUUUUGUUUUGUUUUGUUUUGUUUUGGGUCAUUUCAUUCCAUUUAACUUUUUUUAAGCUGGCUUCCACUAGGAACCAAAAUAAACGAGGAUAAUAUUCAGUCGCCAAGGCACUCCUCAGGCCGAGUAUAAGAUGCAAGAAUUAGAGCCUGAAGUCCUUUUCUCUAGACGUUCUGCUUUAAUAUUAAUAGCGUGCAUGAAUCUGAGCUUUUAAAGAAAAAACAGUAGACUGUCAGAAUCACAAGAUAACGCCAAGAAAUAAUACAAUGAAUCAGAUUUUCAUUUGAUCAGUCACAUUGAUCGUGUUGCUUUCAUUUAUUAAAAAAAUCAGGCAGGUUCCUGGAUUUGGCACCUGAUUAGAUCUCUUAAGCCAUAUUUUUAUACAUUGCAGCUAACUUAUAUUAGAGCCUACAGUUCAUUUUUGAAAUCAGCGCAACCUACAGAUUUGUAGAUAACUAACUAAUCUGUUUGGGUGAAUUAUUUCCAAGAACAAUGUCAAUCAGUUCAUUGCGAUGGUGUGUUUGUCAUUAUUUUCUUCAAAACAGUGUAUAAUAAAACAUUUAAUUAGAUUCGCUUUUUGUGAAUAAUAAUCAAGGCCUCGGUAAGUGUUGUCAGCCUUGGUAUUAGCCUCACCUGGAGAUGCUAGUGACACCCAUGGCUGAAAGAACGGAUGUUAUGUACAUAUUUGUUUCUCAAAAAUUAUUGCUUGCCUUCUAUGCCAACAGCACUGUUUAUUUAUCAGAUAGUGACUCAGCCACUGUCUUUAUAUUAGUAUAUAUUGUACUCACUCACUGUCUUCUCAUUGGCAAUCAGCUAACAGUUAAUUUUGGAAAUCAGUGUAACCUACAGAUUCGUUAGUUAUCUGCCGACAGAUAACUGACUAAUCUGUAGGUUGACGGUUUUUUUGUCCUUAUUUUCUUCAAAAAUUUGCAUAAUAAAACAAGAAUAAAUUUAUUAAGUUAUUAGAGUUGGUUUUUGUGACAUCCAGAAUAUUCAGGUAUUGAUAAGCGUCAGCCUGAGCUUACUUACUUCUUACCUUUAUUAUUCUGGAUAUCACAACAACCUCAACCAAUAACAAUUUGUUUAAUAUCUUUAUGAGACAGUUGCUACACUAGCAAGGUUUGGUUUACUCCUUUCAGACUUAAUAAACGUGUAGUGGCCAGAAUAAAAAUUUGAAACUUAUUCUUUGUGUAAAAUACUUACCUUACUUUUGCCAAAGCUGCUAAGGCCUUGAUCCUGUGUAAAGUACAGAAAAACAAUUAUAUUAUUUUAUUGUAAAUGCUGCAAUGCAAAAGUAUUCCUGUUCAAAAAGGUUUCAUCUCAGUGGUCAUAUCACAUAACAAGAUAAAUUAGUCCACAGAAUCAAAAGUUUCGCAUCACUUAUUUAAAUAAUUGACUGUGGAAAUAAAACAGUCAAUAGUUAAGGCCUAAGUUUGCAUUGUUAAUGGCUAAUGAUAGCAAUUGAUCAGCACAUAUUCAAACAAUGGACGAUAAGUAUAAAAGUACACACAGGUUUGUUCUGUUUUGUUACACACAUGAUGAACAUUAUAAUACCACCCUGCAGGACAUGUGGCCUAGCUCUCAUUAAUUACUAUCAUGAAUCUUGGUUGUUGGCUCUUAGCACCUCUUAUCAGAUCAGCUACAGCUUUUAUUUAAUUUGUGUCUAAUUACAGCUGUUUUGUUAUUGGAAACCUGUGAACUAUGCUCUGUUUCAUUUAUCUGUUAGAGAUAAGAGAAUCCCCUUUUGGCUAAGGUUUAUUUUUCACAGUAGAGACACAACUAAUGUUAAUUUCCAAUGAGCUGCAGUUUUGGACCCAACUGAGCAAAUUUUGUUACCGGUAUCUUCAAACACUUGCUUUCUGUUUUGGCUUUGAUGAGUGGCAGAUAUGGUGGCCCACAACUGUCAGGGCAAAACCAAAAACCUCAUGGCAAAAACAAAAUAGCUAAAUAGCUUUAGUUUUGCCAUGGGUAUUUGCUUUUGCCAUGAGGUAUUUGGUUUUUGCUGUAAAGUAUUUGGUUUAGCUGUGAGGUGUUUGGUUUUACCGUGAGGUUUUUGGUUUUGUCGUGAGGUAGUUUGUUUUUGCCAUGAGGUUUUUGGUUUUCAUGUGAGGUUUUUGGUUUUUGCCAUGACAGUUGUGGGCCACCAUAGGCAGAAGUAUGAGUCCUGCAUGAAUCAUCUGUAUGGUCACUUAUAGUCUACAGAAAUUUGUGUAAAACAAACCUUGCAGUGAGUUCCUUAUGCCCAAAUAUACAAUGCCCAAUUUCCAAUGACCAAUGAUAAUUGCGUGCCAAGGCAACCUUUUAAAAUUACGUAUAGUGUAUAAUUAACUUUAUUUUAUUAUUGUAAUCUUGAGAAUGUUGUAUAUCUCAUACACAUAUUUGAAAAAAAAAACAACUAAUGGAAAUGUAUGCUGCAACAUCUGCAGUUAAGGGCUCAUUUACGUAUUGUAGAAACAUCUUCAACCAAGCUUUACAGGCUGUACAUACAUGUAGGCAUUUCUCUUUUAAGUUGUCCAACUCCUGAUCUUAAAAGCUCAAGUCCAAAUUAUUAAGUGCUGUGAAGUUUGUUCUACUUAAUAAUUAAGUAACACAUAGCAGACCCAGUAGAUUAUCUUGUUUCUUAUCUUUUUGUCCGUUUUUAAAAGUCUGAAUAAUUUUUAAGUUAAAAACAAUUUUAACACCAAGAAUGUUAUGCAUCUCACCUUUGGUUUAUAUUUGCCUCAUGUGCAGUAAAGGCUUAUUACCAUGGUGUCUAUCCAUUGGCAAAGACUAAGUUUAAUCUCCUUUUGGCAUCUCUCUGUAUAAUUUGUUUAAUAAUCUUGUGUUUCAGCCAUUAUCUGACAACCUAGCGGUGGGCUGCAGUCCAGGCAUUGUAGUGAUGUAGAGAUUACUCUAAGACUAUUUUGACAAACCUAACCCUGAAUAUAUCUAUUUUUCUUUUUAGUGGGUGACUUAUUGGGUUGUGAUUCGUGGAUCUCGGCUGGUUUUCUUUGCCAAUGCGGACACUCAUAUUACAGAAAAUGUAAGACAGUAAUUAAACUGUAAUUAAAUUUUCUUGUAAUUUUUCUUGUACUUUGUUCAGCUAAUUCAUGACUUUUAACAUCUUCAUGAGGCCAAUUUUUAGCACACUGGAUCCUUCUUUGUGGCAAAUUUCAUUCUGGAUUUUUACCAUUUAUCGCAAAUGUCUAUAAAAAUUUGAUUAACUAUAUUGUAUCUAUGACUAUAAAUUUAACACAAAAUUAAUGAGGACAAACCAUUGCUUUUGUUUGACACCAACAUGUAUGUUAUGAUGACAAUGAGCACUUUUUCCUUGGGGGUGACAAAAAGCCACAACAAAGUUAAUGUUAAAUUACCUCUACAUGUACAAUGGCCACCUUUAGGGACAGAAGAAAGUGGAGGUUAUAAAGAGGUGGCUGUUGUAAAGAGGUUUUAAACAAAAGUCAAUGAAUGAAUUAUUUGUCUGCUAGGACAAACAAGUGGCCAUUAUAGAGAGGUAGUUGUUGCGCAGAGCUGGCUGUUAGUGGAGGUUCCACUGUAUCAAAUUUAAAAUUACAAUUUCUGCACAACACUCAUCUCCAGUGUAACACCUCUUUGCUUUGAAUGUGAAAACCAUUUUUUUCUCCUGUGAUACUGAAAAAUAAUAUUAAUAUAGACAUAACUUAAUUUCAAAAUGUUUAACAAAUAAUAUACCUCUGAUUUUACAUAAAUGGUUUUCCCUAUUUUUAGGUUAAAGGUCAUAUAGACCUCGGGCCAAAAUCCAGUGUUGUGGAUGGUAAACGCAAGGCAAAAGACAAGUUUGAGUUUGAAGUAAAGGCAGAACGUGGCAAGAAAUAUUUAUUUAGGGUAAGGCAUUCUUUAGAGAUUUUCAAAACCCCUCCAGCUUCCCCUACCUGCCUCACCUCUUCGCACUCUGUUAUGCAUAAGGCCUCCACAAUUCCCAACCUGCUAUCUUAAAAAAGAGUGUCUGGUUUCAGAAAUGAUAUUUUUUCUACGGAGAUGGAACAUUAUGUCACGGGACAACACCCAACCUGGAGGGCCAGGCAUUGCAAUAUUAUUCUUCUGUCAAAGCCUGCCCAGCACAGUUGAACCCACCAGCGACCAAGGUCCCAUUUGGUUUAGCUUCCAGUGUCAUCAAGGUGCACAAACCUCCCCAUCACAUUAAGGUGCAACACUUAGGGAGCUAAUCUUUCAAGGCAUGUAUAUUAGUUAUGGUAAGUUUGGGGAAACAGACUGACCAAAGAAUGGCUAGCCUGUUUUACUUGUAAUGCACUGGCCCCCUCGAUCAAGUCCUAUUCAAAAUUUGUUUCUUGAGAAUCCCAAGUUCAAUGUUAUCAAUAUGGUUUACCUCCCUGUAGUUAGAGUUUUGAAUAUAACAUACUAGAGGUAGUCACUGAUUAUGCAUCCGCGUUCGUCACUUAUGGAAACAAAAUCAAGUCAAAAGGAGUCCAGUUUCCUGGAGGUGAUCCCCUGAUGGAAUUAAUAGGGGCAGCUGAUUUGCAGUCGCCAGUGAUAGCUCAAAAAUUUCUGCCUUUGUGCCGCAGGAACACCAUAUAAUGAUGCGUUCUGACAAACGCGAUAAUUUGAGCCAGGAAUUUUUAAGUGGGUGUCCACGUACACCUUAACUCUAAUUUUUUUCCUAAAAAUCUGGGCAUCCACAGGACACCAGGCUACAUUACCCUGCCCUUGGCCUUUUUGCCAGUUUCAUCACAAUGGUUGUUAUAGAGCAUUUUCAUUCAUGUGGCCAGCAUCUAUUGGAACAAAAAAAAUAGCAUUUAUGUAAGAAGAGAGUUCAUCUCCCACAGGAUUUGUUUGGAACACUAACAUGGCCACCAUUUCAUUUUAUUGGAGCACCAAUAUGGCCUCUAUGACAUCAUGUGAAAAUGCUAAAUUUGCAAAAACUUUUCACUUAAGUGAAGCAAAAAAUAUCAUUUGAAAGAGUCACGGCAGAUGGCUCUAAAUACACUUUUUGAUAAUUUCUUGUGCUAAUUAUAAUGUCUUUGUUGCUUUGCAGACAAAUACGGACCGCACCCGUCUUCAGUGGGUACAUACACUUCAUCUUGCCGCUCAGGUAAUGAUUUUGUUUUUAAGUCUGUCAAGUUGUUUUGGAUGACUUGAAAUUAAACAUUAUGCUGACAGUAUUUAUCUGUAAUAGUAAAACUACCGGUAAUGCCCUAUUUGGAGAGCAAGGGAUGGUUCAGUACUCCGGUACUUGCCUCCCACCAAUGAGGCCUGGGUUCCAAUCCUGCCGUCAACAGCAUAUGUGGGUAGAGUUUGUGGUUGGUUUCUCUCCUUUGCUCUGAGGGGUACCCCAGGUGGUGUUUCCCUCCCCUCAAAAAGCAACAUUUCCAAAUUCCAAUUUGACCAGGAAUCAGGUAGACAAAGAACCACUGUGUAGAUACCUCUAAAUUAUUAUUUACAUUGUAUUUAUUUAUUUAUUUAUUUUAUUUAUCAUUUGUCUCAGAGGCUUGCCAUCCAAAAAUUAAGGCUGUGCUCUGCGAAAAAUUGAAGGGAACCCAGGGCUCUGAACCUCUGAAUUCCAGGUUGCCCAGUGUAGUACUUCUAUUAGAAAGCUGAGAUAUCAUAGUUCCCACCCAAUAGCAAAAUUAAGGUGCCAGGGGUCACCCGGCACUGCUACACCUGUAGAUCGAGAGCCCAACCUUGAAAAUUACAUUCAUUGUAUACAUUCACUGGGUAAGGAUUUACAAGUAAUCAACUGGAGCUUAAAGAUUUUUCUUCCUGAUAUUAAGCAAUUAUUGAAUUCGGUUUUUGAUCAUCUGAAGAAUUAUGGAGUUCUUGAAGGGUGUCAUCCGCCUCGGCAUCUUUAUGGCCUCGGCAGAUAACACCCUCCAAGAUCUUCAUAAUACUUUAGAUGCUACGAAAACGGAAUCCAAUAAUUGUUUUAUUUUUUGUUCAAAAUAAUUCCUAGUUUAAAAUCAAACUAAAACAUGCUUACCUCCAUCGAUGUUAAGUUCAUUUUUGAUAGUACAUGUUUAUCAGCAAGUUUAGGAGAUGAAGGGUUGUUUAGUUCUGCAAGUAUUCUUCUAAUAGCAGAUGUUGUCCAUUGAGUUGUCUUCUUGCUUUUCUUGCUAUAUUUAACUUUUUCGCCAAUCGUUCGCCUAUUUCUUACUUGUGAAAGGAGUAUUAUAAAAUGUUCUGCCAUUUUGUAUCUUGGUUAACAUUUAUUUAUUUACUGUUCAAUAAUCUGGCAAUUUUGCUGCACGAUUGACUUCAUCAGUUCACAUAUUGCAAAAUUCUUCCAAAUUUGGCCCAACAGUAACUGGUUAUGAUGAAUAGUAUGUUUUGGAUUUUAGCGAAUCAGAAAUGGAGAAAUAGUUUGAAUGAAUAAUAAGUGAUAUUAUCCCAAACUUGACCUGUGUGGAGAGGCAGAAAGUGAGUUACAUGUAUUCCGUAUAAACAGCAGAAGAAUGUCUUGCAUACAUAUGGUAGUUGUCAGGUUAACUAGUUGUCAUCAAUUCCCUGGUUGCUAUGGGUUGCCUUUUUUUCAAUAAGUGUAUUGUUUUGAUUGCAGGGAAAACCCCCUCCACCAUUGAUUGUCAGUAGUCUAGACAGUGGUGAAUCAAAGACCUCACCUACAUCAAGAAGUCCAACCGAGAACCAGUACACUGAAGGUUAGCUUUUCUUCUGUUUCUUUUUCCAGACGUAUAUGAGCAGGAAUUUGGUUUAUUUAUUAAUGUAAAUUUUACUGUUAUGUCUAAAUUCCUUGCCUUCAGUAAUUAAAUCUAGUUGUAAUAUUCUCUUGGAAUUCUUCCUUAAAAUUAUCAAAUUUCCAAGUUUCCAAGUGAGCAGAUAAAAUAUUAUGCAGAGCACAUGGCAGUUUAAGUGGUCUCACACUAUAUUUCCUUGCAUGCUUGGUUAAAAAGGCUGUAAUCAAUGUUAGCAUUGACAGAUCUAGGAGAGUUGCUCAAUCCCACCCCUCCCCCUUAAGGAGAUCCACAGAGAAGGGGAAAAAUGAAAGAAAAUAGGGAGAAAACCUGCCCCUUAACACAUUAAGACUUGGCUGAGUACUUAGACAUUAUAUUAAUGGUCACCUUUAUUUUGCAGUUCCCGAGUUUAACAUACCUGUAGUUGGUGUGACAGAGGAGGAAAUGGCAAAGUCACUUUUGAAGAAACACAAUUCAUUUAGCAGCCAUUGUAAAAAGCUCUUGGGUCGCAAGAAAUCUGAUGGCUUGAGUAAGAGCUUUAAUGCUGCGGUAAGAGAGAUUCUGUGCUAGCAGGUUUUCAAACAAAUGGGGGAGUGUUUCCUUUGCUGUCCAGACACUGAAAGUGUGCUUAUCCUUUACAGUCAACUCUCGCCUUACAAACACCCUGCUAUAACAGACACCCAAUACAUAAUACUAACAGCAGCUAAAUCCCAGGCAAAAAAUUUGCAACCACUUGACUGAAAUAUAAACUUCCGCUAAUAUGAACUCUCACCAAUCGGGUCCCGUCAGUGUCCGUUAUAAAGAGACUUGACCCUCCGGUCAAAAUUUAUAUCUCAUUUGUUGCCCAAACCCAUUGCGUAUAGUGUCCGUUGUAAAGAGAGUUGACUGUAACCCUCCGGUCAUAAUUUAAAUUCUCAUUUGUUGCCCAAAUCCAUUGCCUAUACAAGUAGUAGGGAGAUGGUGAUAAAAAAUCAAGCAAAUUUAUCUUGUGUGAUUAUCUCCUUAAUUCUCAUGAGUACUCCGCUGUACACAGCAUUGAUAUCACAAAGAAGAAUUUGAUGCUUAUCACUCUUAGGGCUUAAAGGGUUAAAGGAGUGUAACUAAGAAAUAUCAAAGGUCCCACUUCACCCUUGUGAAGCAGGGAAAGUGUCCACAACCGGUCAUGGCAGGCUCACUGGAAUGACACUUGUAUGCAGCUACUAAAGGGAUAAAGAAUAUUUUGAUGAUAAACACUGCUUAUACAGGAACAGAAAAUACCACACCACUGUACAGCACACUAAGCUGUGACCAUUUUGGCUGCCAACAAAUUUUUUGCCUCAAAAAUUGCAGUGAAAGCCAGCAAUUUGGUGACUUCUGUUUGGCAGUCUUGUGCAACUGACAGUGGUGUAGUGAAAUAUACCUUUGCAUUGCAACACAUAAUUCAUGCUCUGUUUUCUUUACGCGUAGUUUGCCAAUCUUACUCCAUCUGUCUGGGUAUGAAGCUCUAAGAUGUGGUGGCCACAUUGCUUGUGUCAAACCCUUACUUAAUCUGCUACAUAGCUGUUCUUUUUGGUGUCACAAAACACUCCUGCAUGAUGACAUAAAGAACGGCUGUGUAGCAGACUAACCCUUAGUAUAAUCUCAUUACGUCCUUUCUUAUUCUAAUGACUAAUGUCUAAUAACUGACGACCAUUUCACUAUUAUACAUUGAUAUUAACCUUAUGUUGAGGUGUUUGACAUAAGCUGGAACACUCUUUCUAGUAUUUGGAGUUAUAGCUUGAAUUCUCAAAUUAAUAAUAUUUAACAAUAAUAAUAUAUUAGUAUAAUCCAUUUAUUUAAUUAGCUACCAUGCAUGUAAUCCCUAGUAAACCAUUAAUUUUAUAACUUUUGUUGUCAGGAUUUGAGUCGCGAACCUGUAACAGAAGGUGCAGAAGCAGCCAAAGAAGAAGCUUUUUAUGACAUUGUUCCAGGCAACAAACCUCCGUAAGUUGAUGUAGCUGUUAAAGGACAAAAUUAAAUUCAGGUUAAAAUUUUUUUAACCAAGGUUGAUUUUCUAUUGAAGAACUGAAUAACUGGGGCUAGGAGACUAAGGAAAUUGAGAAUUAACCUAGGUUAAAAGUUUUUAACCUGAAUAUAAUUUUGACCUGUAACAUAGCUAUGACUGUAGCAGUAAUUUUAGUAGACUUAAAAGUCUACUCCACAUUCUUGUGUACAUUAUCCAUUUCACUAUGUACAAUGUAUUUAAUUUGAAUGUACAUUGUAUCUCUCCCAAAGAUUUUUUUGUGCUACAAUUAAAUGUAUUUUAGAAUUAUUAUCAUUGUAUCAUACCAAAAAAACAAAGAAAAGUAAAAUUAAAACAAAGGAAAAAUUUGAACCAAACAAUACUUUUGUAUAUUGAUGCUAAAAUACUUUGAAAUUGUUUUUAUUAUGAAUCAGUUUGGCACCCAGUUCCUUUUUAUUGUUCAUCAAUACUAAUGAAUACUUGAUCCUCUGCAUCUAAUAAUUUCUAUACCUAGAACUUUCACUGAUAAAAAAUCCAAAAAUUAAUGCAGUCGUAGAAGUAAAGGUAUGGAAUCAUUGAGAUGCUAGCAUUGUAUGGAGAGCUUCCAAAAACAGUUUGAAAUCCAAGUGAUAGGUUAUAAGCUACACUGUAUUACUGGUAUUUACAAAAAAUGCCAGCUGUUAACUUUUGCACUUGCUGACUCUCUUUUUGCAGCUGGUACUUUGGAAAAAUUUCAAGAGUUGAAGCUGAGUCUAUUCUUGAGAGCUGCCAACCAGGAAGAUUCCUGGUGCGAGACAGUGAGACUGUAAAUAAACCUGGAGCUUAUACUCUCUCACUCAAGUAAGUGGCCAUUUUUUAAUUUGAUUUGCACAUGUAUGCUUUAAACUUAUCGUUUUCAGACCACCUAAUUUUUGCCAUACCAUAAACUGCCCCUUAUAAGCCCCCCCAAGUUAUAAACCCAUGCGUUUACCUGUAAACAAAAAAUACAUCCAAUUAUACCCCCCCCCCCUCUCCCGAUAUAAGCCCCCCUUCAGAUAUGUAUCGAAAUGAAUUUGAUUUAUUCUGACGUUUUAAAGCUCAAUAAUUAAAAGCCAUUAAAUGCAAGGCGUAUUCUGAUCUACACUGCUAUUGCUUGUUUCAAAGUGCUUUUUCUAUUUCGGUCAUAAGUGGGUAUAAGACCCCCUAAGAUUAGGGUUAGGAAACUGAGUUAAUCAACUUUCAGGUUAGCCUGCGAACGGCAGACAUUUCUCCUCGCUCAUUGCCACGGAGGGAUGUUUCGCGAGGAGGAACGUCUGCAACUCAGCGACAGAAAUUCCAUACUGAUGACGCAAAAUCUGUCCGGAAUCCAGUCAGAAGAGCUAAUUGGUCCACGGAGUAGUUCAUUGUGUUAGCUGUUGUUUACAAAUGACAGACAAAAGACAAAAGGUGGCAAAGGUCAAAUUUAAACGUGAUGAAUCUCUAACAAAACAGUCAAUAUUUGUGGAAUAUAGUCUUCUCUAGAAGAAGCAUUUGAGUUUUGCCGGGGCUCAUUCGCAGAUGAACACAACACUUUUCCAAAAUCGACCAGGAGAAACGUAAAAUUGAGCAAAUUUGCAUUUGGAACCCCAUGACUACCGGAUUUAUUAGAAGUAAACAUUGAUUUACGUCAUCAGUAUGGAAUUUCUGUCGCAGAGUUGCAGACGUUCCCUCUUCACAAAACGUCCCUCAGCAGUGAUGAGGGAGGAGAAACGUCUGCCACUCCCAGGCUACUUUCAGGUCAGUUUGCCCAGUAUAAUGACUUAAAUGGAACCUGAUUCACUCAGUUGCCUAACCCUAAUCAAUAAAAUUCAGAGUCAUUCGGUGGGUAGUCUUGGGGAGUCUGAAGGCCGGGUCUUUGUUUUCAAGACACCCGGUCAUAAGCCCCCUUAGAUGUAAGCCCCUCCAUUUAUAAACCCUCUUAAAACCCUUCUACAAAGUGGUUCAAGUCCAGGGCUUAGUAGUGGCAGUUUAUGGUAUUCAUCUGGGCCGAGUUGUUCAAAGCUGGGUCAAGAUAACCCAGGGUUAGUGCGAGAUUUGAAUUCAGAUUUGAAAGCUUUAAAAGCAUUUCAGUUUUAAUUCUUUUUGUCUACAAGUUGAUGAUUGGAAGCUCUUAAAAUAACAGAGAAUAUUAUCCUGAGAAAAUGCUUUUGAACACAAGAAAAGGAAACCAGGGUUAAAUUUAACCCCUGGUUAAGCGCUAAUCAGCCUUUGAACAACUUGGUCCUCAUCUUAAAGCAAAAUUAAUUUCAUGUUAUUUUAUACCUGAAUGUUAAACCUAAUUAUAGCAAUUUGGAACUUACCAUGAAUUUACUCUUUUGCUGUCUCUGCGGUUUUUACUUCAAUGUUAACUUUUAAUCUGGUCUUUCUUCCCGAUGGUCUAGGCAUCAUGAUAGAUGUCGGCACCAUAAAAUAGAAACUUUAUAUCCAGAGGGAAACCUUGUAAUUAAAGGACAUGAGGUUAGUGGAGAAACAGUAAUAAUAUUUAAUAUCAACAGCCCUACAGUCAUACAGUUGUGAGAAAAAAAAGAUGAAAUAAGUGUAAAUGUAGUAAUCUUGCUUCCUGGUACUAAACUCAGACUUGGAUCACCUUAUUUACGCACUUACCAGACAAUAAAACCCAUUGUUAUUCCCAUAAGUAGUGUUCUCCCUAAAUUUUAGCUCAGCAGGUAAGAGACCAUUCUUGACUGGUUAGGCCAAGAGGGGAGGGGGGGGGAGGUUUCGCAUUCAUGAUGGCUUCUAUUUUUGAGUAUCCUGUCAACCAAUUGACCGAAAAGUAUUUUAAACACCUCAAAACUUUUUUUGAAUAAAGGCUGCCUUUGCCGCUAGGGUCAAUUUAGUAACACAAGUUGCAGAAGCUGCGAACUUUUCCUGUUGGUUGAGAAAGUUUAGAAUAGGGACAGAAGCCCAGGAAAAAAUUGUUAGCCUGCAGUGCUUCUAAAGGCACCACUCAACAUUUAAAUAAAGUAAUCAGAGAGAAUAGCUGUGUAUACUUGUUGUUUUUUCGUAUUUACUUCCUUUUCUUGUGAGCAUCGGCUUGGAUCACAACUUGUGUAUUUUUUCGAAACAACUUAUUUAAUUUUGGUAACACUUCAAGCUGUUGCAGUCAGUAAGAAGUUUUUGCUUCAAGCGCUAAAUUUUACCAGUUACUGCCUGAUAAGGAGAACGCUGAUAAGUAAAAUGCAUGAUCUGGUCCCAAGUUUUCUACUCACUCUCCUUGUUUUACUCAUUUUUAAGUUUUACUUUUCAAAGGAAAAAACAAGUGCAUAUUAAAAUGAGCUAAAAGUUCAACUAUCAUGAACUUGUUUUAUUUCAGGAUAAGACUUUUCCAAAUCUUGCAACAUUAAUGAAAUAUUUUGCAAAGAGCCAGGAAAAAGAAAUCCACUUAACACCGGUAGUUUGCCAGGAACCAGAAGGUAUGUUAAACAAAAGUUUCAAUACAUCAUUGUCGCAACUGUGAAUUCUUCAUCAAUUUAAUGAUCUGUAUUUUUUCGUGCGUUAUCAGCAGUAUUCAUACCAUAAAAGUUUUUGAGCCUACAAACAAACAUUCUCUAGAAUGAUCUCCAUUCAUUUCAUUAAAGAUCUCAUAACCAUUUUUUCUUGAUGAUUUACAGGAUGUAGUGAUAAUUAUUGUUAAUUAUUGAUAAAAUAUUAUCAAUAUUGAUAUUGUUAAUUAUUGAUAUUGAUAAAAUCAUGCAGCCUUGGGACUGGAAGUGUUCAGCCCUGACACCAACCAACAUUAUUAAUUCUCCUCAUUGUUCUCUCCAUUUACCUUAAUAUUAUACUGCUAGGAAGCUGCUUACAGAUUAGUAUUCUCAUGCCUGAUUGGUAACAUUUCAGAUACACCACUGUAUAUAUCUGGUUUUCCUAGUUGUUUGAGUUUGACUGUAAAUCAAAGAACAAUUUGAACCACAACAUACAUAAAUACUGACUUAAAGAGAAAAAAAAGGGGAAAACCAAAGGUUAUUAAAACCCUGUGGAUAUAUAAUUUAUGGCUAAUAUUGUCACCUUGCAGAUCAAGCUACUGCCUCCCCAAGUACCAGUAGCCAUCCAGAUCCACAACAAAGUUACGAAAUAAUAGUGGAUCAAGUUGACAGUGAGUACUUUUAAGUUCUAAAGAGCAGGCCCCACAUUUACCCUCUAUCAUUGUUAUCAUCAACUGAUUCUUGUUCUGCUUGUUUAUCUUCUGUAGUUUAUAUUUCUGAGAUUUACACAGGAUACUUGCUUUUGGACUGCACCCCCUUCUCACUACCACUCACUACCCACCACCCCACCCCACCCCGCCUCCCCCAUCAAUGCACUCCCCUAAUUUGCAGUUAUUACCAGCUCUGAGAUUUACACAGGAUACCUGCUUUUGGACUGCACACCCUUCCCACUACCACUCACUACCCACCACCCCACCCGCGUCUCCCCACCAAACGCACAGUCUGCCCUAAUUUACAAUUAUUACUAGUUCUGAGAUUUACACAGGACACUUGCUUUUGGACUAGUCAGUUUAGGCAAAGGAAUAUCUCAAAUAACCAUUCCCAUUGACUUUCAGAAAGUCCUAUGUACACUGUAGUUGGGCAGUUGGUGUUUUUUUUAAUCAGGGUUUAAUGGCAUUACUCACUUGGGGCACCCAUAAUGGUCACUUAUGCUCACUCACUCACGUUAGAGUUACUGACAAAAUUUUGACCCCAUGUCACUGAUACAUUUAAAAAUUGGUCGACUUGGUGCAAGUCUAUAGUACCCAAAAUGAAAAGUUUUCUCCAUCUGCUGUAUCCCAUUCAUUAAAAAGUUAAAAAAAAAACAUUCCCACCAUUUUUCUGAUAAUUUAUUUCACUUAAUAGAAUUCUCCUUUUACAGUAAUGCAUCCUCAUAACUUGUAAAAUCCAUGUAAAUUUUGGCUUUGUCUCCAUUAGGCCGCCCUCCUGUUCCUGGAUGUGAAGGCAAACCACUCGCUGAGAGUAAUGAAAGCUUGCCUCGUAAGUAAAAACUACAUGGUGUCUCUUUUCAUAAGGAUAUACAUGGCAAUACUUUUGAGAGAAUCCAUCGGUCUACCUGAAAGUCGCUUGGGGAUUUUUUCCAGUCACCCCUUCAAUAAUACUACUAUUUGGCUUGUACACUUCAGAAAUAUUGGAAUUGGAGUUGUUUAUAAAUUCCAAUGCUAUUACAGCCAGGAUUUACGACACAAAAAAUAGAAAAGAAUGUUGAUAUAUCCAAGUGCCAGUAAACUUGCAGGGGUAUUAAGAGAUUUCUGAUCAACAGCUUGAUUCUCUUUUCAGAUUGCCAGGUUUAAGAGUCACAUUAGUAAAUAAGUUCUUUAAAAAUGCUAACUUGAAAUAAAAUGCUCAAACUUUGUGGCUAUACAAUUGACUCCCGAUAACUCGAACCCUCACUAACUUGAACCUCCCGCUAACUUAAACCAAAGUCAAUUUCCCCUGGAUUUCCUUCAUACACUCACUGUAAUUUUUUCCUCAGUAACUUUAACCCUUGCUAACUCGAACCUCCUGCUAACUUUUUUUCCUUCAGAUGAUUUCUAUAUUAUUUUACCCCUGAUAACUCGAACCAUGUUUUAAGUGCAUGACAAGUCGGGAAAAAAAAAUGGUUUACCACUGUACAGAAAUCCAAAGCACUGAAUUUAUUGCAAAACAACCGUGUCAAUUCUUUGUUGUUACUUUUUUUGUCACUCCAUUUCAAAUUCAGUGUCCAUCCCUGUGAAGUGUGCAUGAUUAUACACUUAAUGUCAGAUCCCGAGGGAAACAGUUAGUUUUGUUUUCCCAAGAGUCCUGAUGUUUCCCGAGACGAAGUCGAGGGAAACAUCAGGACUCGAGGGAAAACAAAACUAACUGGUUUCCCGAGGGACCUGACAUUAAGUGUUUUGUUAUAUUUCUAGACUUUCACUUCAACAGCAACAAAAGAAUAACCGGAGCGAACCAAAACAGUCGACUCGGUACUUAUAACAACACAAAUUUAAUUCUCAAAACCACUGAAUGAAUGAUUUACAAACAAAAGUACUUUCCUCAUAUUAUCUGCAUCUUUUUCCUCCACUAGCUGCUGUUUUUCUUCUGGGAACUUCUGGGAUAACUUUAAAAAUCGUUGCUUUUUAGCUUGAGGCUUCGUUUUUGUGUUGUUGUGUUCAUUCACGAAAAAGAAAACUGGCAGGACCUGGCAGUGUUUUUCCCGCCUUCUGUCACACCACUUUCCACCAUGCUUUGAUCACGUGCUGCAAUGUAUCCCGAGCGGUAUACAUUGUUUAAUGUAUCACGAUCGGGAUACAUUUGAUUUUAGUCAAGGCUACGUGACCAAGAAUCAACCAAUGGCAGUCCCUAUUUAGUUGAGUGAAAGUCUAGGAAUAUAUAACAAAUAGAGGAUAUUACAUGGCAGCCCGGGGAUGCGAAUUUUAUCUUCGAGUGCUGAAAGACAUACUUUCAGCACGAGAAGAUAAAAUUUGUAUCCCCAAUUGGCCAUGUAAUGUUCUGUUUAUUUUAUAGAUGCUGACGAAAUUCCUACAUAAAACACAACUUUUUUUUAUUAAUUUUCGAAACAGCAAAAUAGUGCAAUUAAAGUGGUCACCUAUCGCAAAAUGCCUGUCACAAAAAUGUCGUGAAACUCGGAUAUAAAGUUAUAAGGAAGAAAUAAAGACAAUAAUACUUAUGAUUUUCUGAAUUAAUGUUAGUAACCAUGGCGACACCAAUAUCCUCACACGUGAAAGAUAAAAGUAGAAUCUUCAUUGCAUGCGAUGAAGAUAUGAUUUUUUAGUAAAAGGAAAAAUCCUGGUAUUUCAUCAGUAUCUGUAUAAUAAGCUUGCAUUCCCUCCUCAUCUUUUUGCUUAUUUGUUUCCGGUUAUUUGAUUCGAACUCCCGAUAACUCGAACUAUUUUCCAUUUCUUUAGAAGGUUUGAGUUAUCGGGAGUUGACUGUAGUUUAUUUUUAUCAAUUAACAAUAAUUGUUCCGGUAUUUGUUCAUUAUCAGCUAGGAAACUCCCUCAUGGAUAUGAAAAUGUUCCUGAUAAGCCAAGAGGUAUGCUCAAACACAUGAUUGUAAUAAACAAGUACUGUGUACAUGAGAACCAUGUGAAGUGAAGUCAAGUGUGGAAUGGCAUUUGUCCCAUAUAAUUAUGCAUAAUUUUAAUAGUAACUAUGACAAAAUUCUCCACCCCAUAAUCUAUUCCUUGCCGCUGUGUGGUGGCUUUCAUGCCCCAAUAACCCAGAGAGCUGAGAUUUCUGAAUAACUGACAACCUACCCCUCCCUUAAGUCAAAAUUAACACUUACUUCUCACUUAGGGCAAAAUUGUGACUUUGGGGAGGGGUAGGUGAUCAGUUACCCAGAAACCUCAAUUGAUCUCAGAUUAGUCUACUAGCAGAUAAUUAGCUAAUCUGUAGGUUGCACUGAUUUUUAAACAAUAAUUGUUUUAAAUAACACAAAAACCUCAUCCAAUAAUUAUUUUUGUGAUAUCCGGAAUAAUCAAGGUCAAGGUAAGUGUAAUCAGCCUCGACCUUCGGGUCUACUGAAACCUUGAUUAUUUAGGAUAUCACAAAAAACAAAUCUAAGAAUGUUUUAUUAUGCAGUGUUUUGAAGAAAAUAAUAACAAACACACUGUCGCAAGGAACCUGUCGAGUGAAUUGAUAUUGUUAUUGGAAAACAUGCAUUGCGUGCACAACCUGCAGAUUAGUCAGUUAUCUGCUAGUAUAUAACUAACUGAUCUGUAGGUUGCGCUGAUUUCCAAAUUUUGCUGUAGGCUCUUAACCAAUGAGAAGACAGAUAGUGAGUACAAUGUAUAAAGAAGUUAACUGAAGGCUUUUAGCCAAUGAGAUAACAGAUAGAUGGAUACAAUGUAUAGUAAUGUUACAUGUAAUAACAGUGUGAUUACUGACCGAAUUGGACUCCACUCGUUCCUGAUCCUAUUAUUAAUUAAUGAGAAAAUCAUGGUUAAGUCUAUGUAGAAUUUAAUUGCCAUGGAUAGUAUCAGUUUUAGUGAAAGUUUUUUUUUAAAUUUUAAAAAUGAGGUCCAAGAAGGCAAAGUAGAAACCAGUCAGAUCAAUCCUCUCAUAUCAUUAAACCCCUUUGGAUUGUUGAUUUUCUUUUCUAGCAAAACCACCUUUGCUGAGUCGAAACACAGAACCAGUUCUUCCAAUGCGUGGUUAUGAAAACUUGCCUCCCAAAGGUUUGUUAAUAAUUUUAAUGAUAAAGUAACAAGUAGGUUUAUCACUUACUAUUAGCUUUCAGGCCUCGUCCAAACGAAUCUGUCUGUUUCAAAACGGACAUUUUUAACUGUGGUUUGGCGUACUGUCCACAAUUGCCCCGUGAAAACUGUCAAAAAAGCAUCUUUUCAAAAGCUCUCUCCAUAGUGGAGAUUUCUGAAAACGACGUUUUGCUGCACUCGUGUAAAUGGAUGACAACGAAAUUACGCCAGGCUCUAAAAUACCAGUAAAUGCGCAUGCUCCCAUCAAAGAUGGGACCAUUUUUAGUCACGACCGCGUUUUCGUGUGCACGGGCAAAAACGAUUAAAAAACGCAACGUGUGGACGUGGAUUUUUUUUGAAAAGAAGAAAAAAUCUCCGUUUUCAAACAAACAUGUGGACUCGGCCUCAAUGUUAUUUUGUUGCUUCCAAGUCGUGUUCAAAAUGGACAUUGUCAAAAUCUGGAUUGGAACUGACUGAAUGGGAUUCACAACCCAGAUCAGACCUCAUGACCCAAACUCAAUCCACAGGGUGGCAAAGGGGUUUUCCGUGACGCGUGAUUGGACCCAAAUUAUCAGCGUGAUGGGUGAUCGGGCCCAAAUUAGCCGCGUGAGCCGUGAUUGGGCAUAGCAGCGUGAUGCGUGAAAUUGGUUUACCGUUAGUUUCACUGCUGCCAUGCUGGUUGACAAGAAUUCCUUUGGGCCCUGUCACAUGACUACGAACCAAGACCACCCUUAGGGUUGAUUUCCACUGUCGCCUCAUUUUUCCGUGUGAAUGCAUGUAAAAUUUACUUGCGUAAAUAAAAUAGAGCCAAUAUGUGAGAGGCCACGCGUAAACAUAAAAGUUGAGCGAGUUCAACGUGACCUUCUAUACAUUGUCUCUAUUUUAUUUAUUUUAUUUUAAGCAGAUUUCUAGAUAUUGAAGUGCACUUGAUUGCAAAAACAGGUGAUUUCUAAAGUUAAUUCCGCUUAUUCCGGAAGACGCCUUAAGAGCAAGUCAAUGAAAGGUUGUUUGUAGAGGGAAAGUCAGAGUUGAAACUGCUGUAAUGACUCUGACACUUUUCAAGUCCGAAACUUUGAUUGUAAACUCGUACUCAUGUGAAAUUUAAUUUCUUCCUCCUGUUCGUUUUUUCAUUGUUUUUUUUUUGUCUCAUUCUCUUUGAGUGCAGUAACAGCUUUUUUUUCAUUCACAGUAGGCAACAGAAGUCCAGUUCUCCGUGAGCCAGACUCUUACGAAACUAUGGAAUCACGUGGUUAGUGAACUUGUCUUCUGUCUGUAGUAAAUAGAGACCUUAGAUUCGAGGACAAGAACGACUACGAGUACGAGAUUUACCUUACAGUUUUUUCGCGUAUUCGAAAAAAAUAGACACCCCGGAAAGCUUCAUUGUACUUUGUUUUCAUUAGAAAAGAUAGCACUGUAGUUUAUAAGCGAGCGAUAUGCUAACGCGCGUGAAAAUCCCCACUCUCUAAGAAGGUGACGCGCGGGUGGCAGUUUUCACGCGUUCGUGUAUUUCGCUCGCUUUUUAUCCCUGAGGAAAGUGAGGGACCACUCGUGGUCUAGAGAAAAAGUGCCCCGGAGGGCUUGGUCAAAAAGUUUUCAACAUGAACCGUAACAUCAACAUUGUUUUCAUCUUUGAUUCUUGCCGAAUUUCAUAACCAGUAACAAACGUAACAUUUUGAUGUUUAAGGUUGACAUUUAAUUGAUAGACCCCGCCUUCCUAAAAAUAAAUCAGUAGAACUCACACCUCCCUAAGACGGACUCACCCGGUGCUAGUACCAUUGGAGUCCAUCUCAGGGAUGGUUGACUUUAAAUCUAACAUCAGUUAUUGUGUUUCGCUUUAGAAACAAGAGAUUCCUUUGUAGAGGCGCCCAAGCCUAGUUUGCCUCCAAGAAAACCGGCCAAAACCCCGCACGGGUACGAAAAUCUCCCUGAAAAACCCGCAGUACCCUUGCCACCGAGAGGAUCUGCUACUGACGGCUAUGUUAAUCUUCCCGGAAAGGAAAAAAGAUCUCUUAGUGAACCACCACCUCAGUUACCGCCAAGAGCUCAGCGACAAAAUCAUCUUGGUUAUGAAAAUCUUCCUUCAGGAGGUAGAGGCGCACAUCGCCCCGCUUCUGUUCCAUACCAGAAUAUACCACCACAAGGUAAAUAAGCUUGUGUACAUUUACAUCCAUAACUUGGAAAGGAUCCGAUAUCCAAACGGUGCCAAUUGAACAGUAGUGAUACCGCACAACAGCACAACGACAAUAACUUUUUUGUUAUUCCUGAUACCCAAUGUUCACUAUGUGUACUAAACAACUGAGAUUCAAUUUAUUCUCUUCUACUGUAUAAGUAGAUCAUAUGUCAGACUGAUUCCCGGUGGUGGUAGGGGGACACACUGUUGUUCGACUCUUGUAAGCGUCUGUGCGCAUAUUUUCAGGGUCCCCUACUGGUGGUUGACCUUAAAACGAGCAUCGGAGAACGAGCACAGGAAACGGGAAAAGAAAAAUGUGAACUAAUCUUGGCUCAAACCUUAGCCCCAUUGGUAAAUUCUUUGAUCUUUCUCUGUUUUGUUCCCAAUUUUUGUUUUCCCAUUCCCCAUGCUCGUCGUCCGUUACCCGUUCGUCUUUGUACUAAUAUCUACUCUUUCUUCCUUGCACUUCCUAAAGUUCUUAAAUGAUUAACAACACUGCAAUGACAUUAUUUUUCUCAGGUUUUUGAAUCAUUAUUCAGUGGCUAUGGUUGUCUAAUGUAAGUCGUCUUUUUAUUUUUGCUUUCUAGGGUAUAAUCAUUCACAAGGCCAGCAGCCCAGACGACCCCUAGCACCUCCUAUGACACGCGCUGCCACAUUACCAGCGCAUAUCAUAGAGAACACUUUAGGGAAAAUGGACUUGAAAGAGAAUCCAUUUUAA
Porites evermanni is the source of this 22228-nucleotide messenger RNA. The record is from the annotation of a GenBank genome assembly. NCBI's taxonomy places the organism in Eukaryota, Metazoa, Cnidaria, Anthozoa, Scleractinia, Poritidae.